Oryza brachyantha (malo sina) is the source of this 1268-nucleotide messenger RNA. Its product is annotated as ricin B-like lectin R40G3. The record is from RefSeq and is a predicted model, not a curated record. Lineage: Eukaryota; Viridiplantae; Streptophyta; Magnoliopsida; Poales; Poaceae. The coding region runs from base 56 to 943 and encodes 295 amino acids. The transcript has 4 exons.
CUGCUCUGCUCUGCUCUGCUCCUCUCUCCGUUCCCCUCCACCUUCAGUAGCCACCAUGGAGUUCCCUCACCGCCACCACGGCCGCCGCGACGACGACGACGACGACGAUCGCCGCCGGCCCCCCGCCUACGGCUACGACGCCCCUCCCCCUCCGGGGCCAUACGGCCAUCCUCCCCCUCCCGGACCGUACGGCCAACCCCCCCAUGAUCCCUACGCUCGCCACCCGCCUCCCUCCUCCGACCCCUACGCCCGCCACCCGCCUCCUCCCUCCUACGGCCGCAACGACGACUACGCUCCCUCCUACGGUGCCGCCGCUCCCGGGGGCUACGGCAACGUUGUCCACGUCUCCCACGAGGUUCCCGACCAGAGGCCCACGCACUACGGCGGCGGUGGAUACGGCCAAGGCCACGGGGGAUCCGACUACAUCAGCCCCGUCCAGGAGACCCUCCCCCUGCACGGUGCAGGCGGAGGUCCGGUUAGGCAGCAGACCCACCGGAUUUACUGCAAGGCCGGGGAGGACAACUACAGCCUCGCCGUCAGGGAUGGCAAGGUCUGCCUCGUGCGAUCCGAUCGCGACGACGACACGCAGCACUGGGUGAAGGACAUGAAGUACAGCACAAGAGUGAAGGACGAGGAAGGAUACCCUGCCAUGGCGCUCGUCAACAAGGCCACCGGAGAGGCGCUCAAGCACUCCCUCGGCCAAUCCCACCCUGUUCGUUUGGUUCGCUACAACCCAGAGUACAUGGACGAGUCUGUACUGUGGACGGAGAGCAGGGACGUUGGUAGCGGGUUCCGCUGCAUCAGGAUGGUGAACAAUAUCUAUCUCAACUUCGAUGCGCUCCAUGGAGACAAGGACCACGGUGGGGUGCGCGAUGGAACCACCCUGGUGCUCUGGGAGUGGUGCGAGGGUGACAACCAGCGCUGGAAGAUUGUUCCCUGGUGAGCAAAUUUAUGCAGCUCUACAAUUCUACAUACGUGUGUUGGUGUUGGUCCAAGCAACGUACGAGGGAGGUUUGUGGAAUAAUAAGAGGCGCCUCUGAUCGAUGGAGGGGCCGCUCGCUGUGAUCGCUCAACUGGACUAGUGCUUGGUUUGGUUUGGUCCAGCUUUGUAAUAAUUCAUCCAUCUCGUUUGGAAUGUUUGUCUUGUCGUUGAUCCAUGUAAUUUGGUCCGUGUACGAGUACGAGUACGAAUGACAUUUCUGUGUGUGAAUGUGAUCACGUAUUUGUGUGCAAAUAUAGAGGACCCUUCUGACUGUCGGAUUGGAACA